Molecule: messenger RNA, 1821 nt
Organism: Saprolegnia diclina VS20
Lineage: Eukaryota; Oomycota; Saprolegniomycetes; Saprolegniales; Saprolegniaceae
Exons: 2
Coding region: 1-1821 (606 amino acids)
Molecular function (GO): protein binding
Source: RefSeq, a predicted model, not a curated record
AUGACCCCGACGAUGACGACCCAGCUCGCAGCAGCAUCCCAGUGCAUCGGAUCUGCGCAGCCACCGCCGGGUCUCAUUGCGGCCCAGUCGAGCGUGGCAGGCCAUUUCCAGCUCUUUUACGACUACUUGCCGUCGACGGCAGCUCCGUCGUGGGCGACCUGCGAGGCGUUCAUGGCGGCUGUUGACGACUGGGACACGCUAUUUGCUUCACCAGUGGCCUCGCGACUCGAGCUCCUCGCGGUCCAUCAAGCGCUCAAGAGUCGACUGACCCAGGUGGAAGGUCGGUUGCAAGAGCUGCAGGACACAGUCCAGGACCCGAUCGUGACGAGCACCAAGCUGGACGACCGCGUGUGGCUCCAGGACGUCGACGUCUGGCAGAUGUACGUCGAGAGCGACGCGCUGCUCAACGACUCGCGGGCUGUGGGCAGCCAAACACAGUUACGACAGCAACUCGAGGCUGCGACCAGUGCGUGGGACGACCCGAAGCGGCCAAACCCCGCUCGACGAGCCCUUGCUCGCAUGCCGGGCGAUUCGCAGCGGCGCCGUUGGAUCGGUCUCGUGCUACUGCUCGCAGUAGUAAUCGCCGUAGCCAUUGCGCUGGGUGUGACACUUCGAACGCCGUCGAGUACGACAACGUUAACUGCCGCCGAUGGAACGAACGUACCAACACCGACGGCGACAUCGACUCCGACAACCUUAGCACCUCUGUCAGCGUCAGCUCCAACGCCCGCUCCGACGCCUGCUCCGACGCCUGCUCCGACACCCGCUCCGACGCCUGCUCCGACGCCUGCUCCGACGCCUGCUCCGACACCCGCUCCGACAUUGCCACCUGUUGGCAACCGACCGUUCACCGUCUCAACCUUGGCGGGGACUGCUCAGUCCAGCAGUGUCGAUGGCACGUUGACGUCCGCCUCGUUUCAGUAUCCUCGUUCGAUCGUUGGCGCUGCCGGAGUCCUCUACGUCGGUGAAGAGCACAAGCUUCGGCGCAUUGAUCGUACCAGCGGCACGGUGUCGACGAUUGCUGGGAUGCUUGGCCCUGGCCCACGCAUUGACGGCAACCUUCAAGAUGCUCGAAUUAACAACUUCUACGGAUUGGCUCUGGACGGUCCCGGCACGUCUCUGUACGUGGCUGACGCAAGCAACAAUGCCGUCCGCGCCAUCGACUUGGUGCGCGGCGUCGUGUCGACUCUGGGCACCGGCGUGUCAGGCGCAACCAACGGUCCUAUCGCAAGCGCCAAAUUUUCCGCACCAUGCGGGGUACUAUGCUAUGGUGACAGCAUCUACGUGGCCGACACGGCCAACAAGCUCGUCCGCCAGAUUGUCAACGGCACCGUGUCCACUUUUGUCGGCAAACUCGGCUCGUCAGCGCGUAUUGACGGCCCAAUUGGGGUCGCAACGCUGAUCAAUCCGUACGCCGUCGUUAUGACGCCGCAAGGCGUCAUGUACAUUGCGGAAACCUACCAAAGCGUCAUCCGCAAAGUCGAUCUGGACGGCACCGUGUCGACCAUUGGUGGGCAGUCACCCGGCUUUGCGGACGGCCCCAGUGCCACCGCGCGCUUCAGUGGUCCGUACGGAUUAGCAGCCGACGAGGACGGCAACAUUUUUGUCGCCGACACGUACAACAACCGCAUUCGCGUCAUCGAUGCGGCGACGGGCGUCGUCUCGACCAUCGCAGGAGCCGCAACAUCAGGCUACAUGGACGGUGUGGGCACAAACGCCAGGUUCAGGACACCGACAAGCGUCUAUUACGACGGCAAUGGCUCUUUGUACGUGGCUGACUACGGCAACGGCCGCAUCCGCCACCUGCACUUUGACCGCUAA